Wyeomyia smithii (pitcher-plant mosquito) is the source of this 4717-nucleotide messenger RNA. It is a transcript of the gene TppII, whose product is annotated as tripeptidyl-peptidase 2. Bases 128 to 4105 code for a protein of 1325 amino acids. NCBI's taxonomy places the organism in Eukaryota, Metazoa, Arthropoda, Insecta, Diptera, Culicidae. Gene Ontology annotation, cellular component: cytosol. Gene Ontology annotation, biological process: proteolysis. The record is from RefSeq and is a predicted model, not a curated record. The transcript has 10 exons. Gene Ontology annotation, molecular function: tripeptidyl-peptidase activity; serine-type endopeptidase activity.
GAGUUCAAUGUGCAGUGUGGUGUUAUUGCUUUGCAGCAUCGGCUUUUGCUGUGGAAUUUAGCCCGAAUAUAAAGUGUUUUUAAAUUUGAUUUUGGAUGAAUAGCUCACUGUGAUAUUUAGUUCAGUGAUGCCAGCUUCCGUUUUUGGGCGACGAGUUUCUUUAUUAAUAAAUAGUAAACUAUUGGUUACACGACCAAUCUGUCAUAAUCGCACAGCAGUAGCAGCAGUAGCAGAAAGUGUCAAGAAAAUUAGAAAGAUGGAAAGUGUCGUAGAUUUGAAAUUCCCCACCGGCUCGUUGGUGCCGAAAAACGAAACCGGAGCCCUGAAUCUGAUACGCAAGUAUCCGGACUACGAUGGGAGGGGCGUAACCAUCGCCAUUCUGGACUCGGGUGUCGAUCCUCGAGCGAAAGGACUGGAGACCGUUCCAGGAGGAGAAGUCAAAGUAAUUGAACGGUUUGACUGUUCCGGUUGUGGGGAUGUAGAUACUAGCAAAAUUGUUACGGCUGCGCCGGACGGAACGAUCGUGGGGCUUUCUGGUAGGGUCCUUCGGUUGUCGAAAGCAAUGGAAACGGAAAACGUGGGCGGUGAGUAUCGCGUUGGAAUCAAAAGUAUGCACGACUUAUAUCCUUCGCGGAUCCGUGAGAAAAUAGUAGCGGAUUCGAAGCUGAAAAGUUGGGACGAACCGCACAAACGGGUCGUAGCCGAAGCAAGUCGUGAUUUGGCCGAAUUCGAUGCCAAAAACCCAACCGCGCAGAACUUAUCCCUAAAGGACAAAUUAGCGAAGGAGAAUCUGGACUGUACGCUGGAGUUUUUGAACUCGUGUGAAAAGAAGUAUUCCGACCUGAAGACUACCUACGACUGCGUGUUGUUUAUGACCAAAACUGGGUGGCUGGCGGUGAUAGACAUCACUGAGCGUGGUGACCUGGAUAAUGCGGUACACGUUCGAGAGUACAGUAGAACACACGAGAUGGUCAACCUAGACGAUUUCCUGUCCAUUUCGAUCAACGUGCACGACGAGGGCGAUGUGCUGGAAAUUGUCGGAAUGUGUUCAAGUCACGGCACACAUGUAGCCUCGAUUGCCUGUGGUUAUCACGAGGACAACCCCGAACUGAACGGAGUUGCACCGGCUGCCAAGGUUGUUUCCUUAACCAUCGGCGAUGGUCGGCUGGGUUCGAUGGAAACAGGAACUGCACUGGUGCGUGCGAUUAUCAAAGUGAUGGAGUUAUGCGAAUCGGGUCGUAAAAUCGAUGUAAUCAAUAUGAGCUACGGAGAGCAUAGUCACUGGUCCAACUCCGGACGGGUUGGGGAACUGAUGAGUGAACUUGUCAAUAAGUACGGCGUUGUAUGGGUGGCUUCGGCUGGAAAUCAUGGCCCUGCCCUUUGCACCAUUGGAACUCCACCGGAUAUAAGUCAACCAAGCUGUGUCGGAGUGGGUGCCUAUGUGUCACCCGAUAUGAUGGAGGCUGAAUACAGCCUACGGGAAAAGCUGCCGGGGAACGUGUACACGUGGACCUCCCGAGAUCCGUGCAUCGAUGGGGGCUUCGGUGUGACAGUUUGUGCUCCAGGAGCAGCGAUUGCUUCUGUGCCACAAUUUACAAUGUCCAAAGCGCAGCUAAUGAACGGAACUAGCAUGGCAGCUCCCCAUGUUGCCGGUUCGGUUGCAGUUAUAGUGUCUGGAUUAAAGCAGCGGAACAUCAAUUACACAGCAUUUAGUAUUAAACGAGCGCUCUGGAACACUGCCACUAAAAUUGACUAUGUAGAUAAAUUUGCUCAGGGCAACGGUUUGCUGAAUGUUGAGAAAGCUUUCGAAAAUUUGACCACCUAUUCGGGGUUGGUCGAGAAUAAUCUCCGAUUUUCCGUCACUGUUGGACCAAACGGCGCAAAGGGAAUCCAUCUACGUCAGGGACUGUUGACGAAACCGGAAGAAUUCAACGUCAACAUUGAGCCGGUAUUUUUUAACGAUAAAUAUACAUCUUCCUCCUACAAAAUUAGUUUCAAUGUGAGACUGACACUCAUUCCAACUGAGUCGUGGAUUCGAUGUGGAUCCUUCUUGGAUCUCUGCUACUCCACAAGAACUAUCAUCGUGAAGGUAGAUCCAACGGGAUUGAUUGCCGGAGUGCAUAAAGCGAGCAUUAAAGCUUUUGAUUCUUCCUGCGUGGAUAAGGGAGUUUUAUUCGAGAUUCCUAUCACCGUUGUCCAACCGAUUGUAGUUGAUCCGACAACGCUGGAAUAUACUUGCUCGGAGGCAAUAAUCUGUAAACCGAAUACGAUUUUGCGAAAUUUCUUCCUUGUCCCGAAAUAUGCCACAUGGGCUGUGCUCGAAAUGAUUUCCACGGAUACAAACAAUUCCGUGGGUGGUAAGUUCCUCAUCCAUACGAUGCAAAUACUGCCGAUGAAGUACUGUAAAGCUCUGGAGACGCAGAAAAUUCUACCCGUAAAUAGUGUAGCAACUACAGUUUAUCCGUUUAAAUGCUUGGGUGACAAUAUUCUGGAAGUUUGCAUCGCCAAAUACUGGUCGAACUUUGGAUGUGUGCCACUGAAGUAUUCCCUUAAAUUCCAUGGCAUCUCACCUCUGAACGGAAACGUAAUGCACAGUGCGAGUGGAAUUCAUCGAAUCGAUCUGACGACACUUUCAACGGAGGAAGUUCUGCCGUCCGUCUCACUUAAAUCAUCGGUGAUGGUACUGAAACCCUCCGAUACGAAAAUAACACCUCUCUCGGAACGCGACGUGAUACACCCGGGUCGUCAAAUCUAUCAAAAUGUGCUGACUUACAACCUGCAUCUGAACAAAAGUCAGGAGGUUGCUUUUUAUGCACCCUUGUUCAGCAGUGUUUUGUACGAAAGUGAGUUCGAAUCCCAAUUCUGGAUGAUUUACGACGCCAACAAGAUGAUGGUCGGUUGCGGUGAUGCAUACUCUAGCGAUAGUUAUCUGAAGUUGGAGAAAGGUGACUACAUCAUUCGGCUGCAGAUUCGUCACGACAAAAAAGAUCUGCUGGAGAAAGCCAGUGAGGCAACUAUUCUGGCAAACAUAAAACUUGCGAACGCACUUGCAGUGGAUAUUUAUAAGUCACACAAUCAAGCAAUUGCCAAUGGAAAGAAAAUUGCGGCGUGCGUCUUCCCUGCUGGUGUUACCCGCCCUAUCUAUCUAGCUCCGAUUUCCAAUGAUAAACUUCAGAAAGCUUCUUUCCCUAAUCAAUGUUCUUGGCUAGAAGGAACCAUAGUUUACGCCAAAGAUGAGCUGGGCAAAAAAUGUGACACCUAUAACUUCCAAUAUAUCCUAACGGAGGGCCCAACGGUGAAGAAAAAUGGUAACUCCACAAAUUCCAAGGAAACCAAAAGUAAAUUCGAAGAGUACAGCGAGGGUUUACGUGACUAUCAGGUCGCACAGAUUGCUAAACUCGAUCCAGAAAACGCCGAAAUAGUCUAUAAGGCUGUUCUCAAGGACAAUCCAAACUAUCCGGCAGCUCAUCUAGCGCUUAUUGAAAACCUAGAUAGCAGUGAUCUGAAAACAAAUCUACCGCUAGCUUUUGCUGCUAGUUUGGAUAAGGGAGAGAGCGGCGCAGCUGCUGCUGCUUUGCUCAAGGUAAAACUGCUUAAAAUCAUAGAACUGGCCGAUCUGCUGUUGAAAGACGUUGACCACAACGCGCUGCUGGCAUACUACGGUAUGAAGACGGACAAUCGACAAAAUGCGGCUAAAAUCAAAACUCAAAUGGACAAGCAGAAGCAACAACUGCUGGAGGCAGCCCAAAAAAAGCUAAUAGCACUCUGCAAGUUGCGGGUCAUUAAGUCCGUUGUAGAUAGCAAUGAGGUUGGCGAGCCGGAUGCCGACAAGUUGGAUGAAAUAGAUCAGAUUUUUGGUGACGUUGGCAAAUUCAUUGAUUACAAUGAUUCAAAAGUACUGCUGACAUCGAUUUGGCACGCGUUUACCUUGAAGCAGCACGGUCGAAUGUUGAAAUAUCUCGGCAAACUGUACGAAGAGAAACUGGCCUGGGAAGUUCUCGAUGAGACUAUUCGAGUUGUUGGCGAACAGAAGUGGUCUCACAUAGAGCAAAUGCUGAAAAAGGUGAUUGUUACCUCCAACCCUCAGGGAUACCGAUUGUUUUAGAAUGAUGGUUUAGUAAAGCAAAUAAUAGAAAAAUCCCUCUAAUCCACCUGGAGGAUAACAAAUUUUAGCUGAUCGUCUCCGUCAGAGGCAAAUCAAGUCUUGUAAAUCGUUUAUUGUUCAUAUAUUGCAAUAGUAAGACCUUUAGGUACUACGUGCUGUUCAGAUCCAAAACAUGUUCUGGUGGUCAAAGUGUGUGAGGAAAAGCCGUACCCAAGAUCUCAACGCGUUUAACUGGAAUCGAUUAGACUUAUGCUUGAGUUUAAAUCGGUAUUAAAGUUAAAAAAUUUUGAACGAAAACUCAUUGGAAUGAAGUAGAGAAUCGGUAGUGAGUGGCGGAUUGAACGCAUGUAGAAUAGCUUUUCAAGAUUUUUCAUAUUCAGAUAUUGUACAGUGAAGUAUUCCAAAACAGAGAAUAAUGUUUACAACGUAUAUAACAUAAGUAGAAGACUAGUGAGGCACAGAACUUAUGCUCGUAUCUUCGAUUUUGCCGAUGCUGCUAUAUAGUCAACACAAACCAUCCAACUUUAAAACGCGUCUGUAGUUCAUGUGUUGUAGAUAACAUUCAUUAGGACGAUUAACCAAUAAAGUUAAGCUAACCAGAUUUCGAACGAA